Messenger RNA from Uranotaenia lowii, 4998 nucleotides. RefSeq lists its product as uncharacterized. The transcript has a single exon. Gene Ontology annotation, biological process: DNA integration. Bases 1 to 4998 code for a protein of 1665 amino acids. NCBI's taxonomy places the organism in Eukaryota, Metazoa, Arthropoda, Insecta, Diptera, Culicidae. The record is from RefSeq and is a predicted model, not a curated record. Gene Ontology annotation, molecular function: nucleic acid binding.
AUGUCUAAGGACCUGCCCAUUUUCUCGGGAGAUCCCCAGGAGUGGCCCUUAUUUUUUGGUACAUUUCGAAACACUACGGAGUCAUGCGGAUUUAGUGAUGCCGAGAAUUUAGACCGACUACAACGAUGUUUAAAAGGAGAAGCUCGCGAAGCUGUUGGUAGUAAGCUGUUGAUUCCGGAAUCGGUUCCACAGAUAAUUCAAAUCUUACACAUGCUUUACGGCAGACCAGAGAUCCUCUUACAUGCAAUGAUACAAAAGCUCCGUGGAAUUCCGUCUCCAAAAGAAGACAAUCUCCGUUCAAUUAUAAAAUUCGGGUUGGCUGUGCAAAACACGGUGGAUCACAUGACUGUCGCACUAUUACAUGAUCACCUGUAUAAUCCACUACUGCUUCAAGAGCUGGUUGAAAAGCUUCCCCCCCAAAUGAGGGUUGAUUGGGCGCGAUUUAAAAGGCAGGAAACAGUCGUUGAUCUACAAACAUUCAGCACCUUCAUGUCAGACUUGACAGCAGUCACAGCUGAUGUUGUCAUUCCAGUAGCUGGUGCGAAGUUUCACGAUAGAUCUAAUAAAACCAACCGUCAAGGGUUUUACCUUCAUCAGGAAACCGAUUCCGAAGAAGAGAAGCAAGAGAAGAUUCCAGAACGCAUCUCCACAAUCGAAAAUAGGUCUUCGGAAUCACGCUCACUACAACUGUGGAAACGUAAGCCUAAUGAAAGUGCCUGGCCUGAGUAUUCGCAAAGGAAGUGCGGAUAUUGUAAUGACAUCGAUCAUCAAAUAAACCAGUGCAAUCAGUUUAAAACAUUAGACUUGGAUGGAAGAUGGAAGGCCAUCAAGCAAAAGAAGCUUUGUCGUACAUGUCUCGCGAGUCAUAAAAGAUGGCCCUGUCGCUCGAGUAAAGAGUGCGGUACUAACGGAUGUAGGUACCGGCAUCAUCCCCUUCUACACACUCCUAACCCAACUCCACAACUAAAUAUCGAUUCUACGAGGCUUGUUGAGCACAAUAACCAUCAUAGUACCACCUCCCUUUCCUUAUUUCGAUAUGUUCCUGUGGUGGUGGAAGGAAACGAUAAAUGUGUGGAAAUAUUUGCAUUUUUAGACGAUGGUUCGUCAUCGUCAAUGUUGGAGGCAUCAGUAGCAACUGAGCUCGGAAUAAGUGGUCCAGAAGAAUCCUUUUGCCUAACUUGGACUGGCAAUAUCUCACGGGAGGAAAAAAGAUCCCAGCGUUUAUCACUGUGCGUAGGAGGAAAAGGGUUGAAAACACGAUUCUCGUUGAAUAAUGUCAGAACUGUGCAACAGCUUAAGCUGCCACGACAAUCCUUUAAUUAUGAAGAAAUGCAAAAGCUAUACCCACAUUUGAGAGGACUGCCUGUGCAAAGUUAUGCGAAUGUUGCACCGAAAAUGAUCGUAGGUCUCGAACAUGUUAAAAUGCUUGUAUCAUUAAAAGUUCGCGAGGGACGGGAUAAUGACCCAAUAGCUUCUAAAACACGUUUUGGGUGGUGUGUCUUCGGAAAGCAUGCUACAAAUUCUAACGCAAUAGAACAGCUGAAUAUCCAUACGACAGACAAUAUAAGUAAUGAUGAACUACAUCAUCAGAUGGGUAGAUUUUUCGAAAGUCAGCUGACAAGUGUAUCGCCACCUCCGAAUUCAGUACACGACGAACGAGCUUUGAGAAUUUUGAAGGAGCAUACCAAGAGAAUAGGAGAUCGAUUCGAGACAAGUCUACUAUGGAGAUAUAAUUCUCCCCGCUUUCCAGAUAGCAUUCAUAUGGCAAAAAAAAGACUGCUUUGUCUGGAAAAACGUUUAGAGAAGGAUCCCCAAUUGAAGCAAAUAGUUCAUGACCAAAUCAAAAGUUAUGUCGAUAAAGGCUAUGCUCAUCUUGCGACCGAUCACGAAAUAAUGAAGGCAAAUCCUGAUAAAGUGUGGUAUUUACCUCUCGGCGUUGUCAGAAACCCGAAGAAGCCGGAUAAGGUCCGCUUAAUCUGGGACGCUUCAGCAAAGGUUAACGGGAUCUGCUUUAAUGACAUGGUCCUCAAAGGCCCUGAUAUGCUGACAUCCCUGCCUACUAUUUUGUUACGUUUCCGCCAGCGUAGUAUUGCAGUAUCCGGAGACAUAAAAGAGAUGUUUCACCAGGUGAAGAUCAGGGAGGCUGAUAAACACUCUCAACGAUUUCUGUUCCGAUACAACACUAAUAAUGCUCCACAAAUAUAUGUCAUGGAUGUAGCAACAUUUGGAGCUACUUGCUCACCAUGUAUGGCACAGUACGUGAAGAAUAAAAAUGCAGAAGAGCAUGCUUCACUAUACCCCAAAGCAGCAGAAGCAAUAAUCGAUUUGCACUAUGUCGACGACUAUCUGGAAUGCUUUGAUACACCGCAGGAAGCAAUAAGAAGAGUGAAUGAAGUGAAAUUAAUUCACCUAAAAGGCGGUUUCGAGAUAAGAAACUUCCUAUCUAAUUCCCCCGAAGUCUUGCAGCAACUUGGAGUUGUUCAUGGUUCAACCGACAAGCCUUUGAAUCUUGAACCUGGACUGGAUCAUCCAGAAAAGGCAGAACGUGUUCUGGGAAUGCUGUGGAAACCAAUGGACGACAUUUUCUCAUUCAAUACUGCUAUAUACGACGACAUUCAGAACUACGUUUUUCAACAUUCACCAACUAAACGUCAAGUUUUAAGAACGAUCAUGCGCCUCUUUGAUCCGUUGGGCUUAGUGGCACACUUUGUUGUCCAUGGGAAAAUACUCAUGCAGGAAGUCUGGAAGUUCGGAUCCAAUUGGGAUGACGAAAUUCCUGCUGAGCUGACUGAAAAGUGGACCAGAUGGAGUCAAUUGUUACAAGAACUGGACACAGUUAGAGUUCCGCGUUGUUUUUUCAGUGGUGUUAAAGUCGAUAAUUUAGCUGAGAUUCAAUUGCACAUAUUUGUAGAUGCCAGUGAAGCCGCCUACGCAGCAGUGGCCUAUUUGCGCGCGGCUAUUGAAGACAAAUUUGAAGUGUCUUUAGUUACAGCGAAAACAAAAGUGGCACCAUUAAAACCGUUGUCCAUACCUCGGCUAGAACUCCAAGCCGGUGUUCUAGGAAGUCGGAUCGGUCACGAUACCUGUUCAUCGCUUAAUAUACCGAUCAAUAAACGCGUUUUUUGGACGGAUUCCAUGACAGUACUGGCUUGGCUGAGAUCAGAUAGCCGACGAUUUCACCAAUAUGUGGCAGUCAGAGUCGGCGAAAUUCUAACGAACACGCGCGUCGACGAAUGGCGUUAUGUUCCAACCAAACAAAACGUAGCAGACGAGGCAACUAAAUGGGGAAUUGGUCCAAGUUUCAACGCCCAAAAUCGGUGGUUCACAGGUCCGGAUUUCCUUAAGCAACACGAAUCUUUUUGGCCGACCCACCACAAUGCAAAAUUUAACACAGAAGAUGAACUUCGCGCCGUAUUUCUACACCACGGAGAAGCUCCAAAUUCACCGAUUGACUUUACAAGGUUCUCCUGUUGGAGGUCCCUUCUUCGUCGAGCAACAUUUUUGGUUCGAGCUAUUAACGGAUUUCGCAAAAAUCGAGUACUGGGUUUGUUAACAUCUGAUGAAUAUGCAGCGGCGGAAAAUCUUCUCUGGCGUAUGGCGCAGAUGGACGCGUUCCCAGAUGAAUAUGCUACACUCAAACAAAAUCCAAGAACUAAUACUGCACCACCGAUAGUAAAGUCGAGCCCGUUAUAUAAACUCUCACCGUAUAUCGACAAGAACGGAGUCAUAAGGAUGAACAGCAGGAUUGGGGCAGCCCCCUUCACCCCAUUCGAAGCUAAGUAUCCUAUUAUACUUCCGCAAAGGCACCGUCUGACAAACCUUAUCAUUGACAGCUAUCAUCGGCGCUACUUACACGGGAACAACGAGACAGUAGUGAACGAAAUGCGACAAAGGUUCUUCAUAUGUGGACUCCGAGCCCAGGUCAAGCGAGUCAGCGCGGAUUGUCAGCUUUGCAUACUCAGAAAGGCCAAGCCACGACCGCCGAUAAUGGCACCACUUCCCCGAGUUCGACUUACUCCGUUUGUCAAGCCGUUCACCUUUGUGGGUGUUGACUACUUCGGACCUCAAUUAGUGAAGCAAGGUCGUAGCUUGGUCAAACGUUGGAUUGCACUAUUCACCUGUUUAACGGUACGAGCAGUACACCUUGAAAUAACACACAGCUUAACAACGAGUUCGUGUAUUCUGGCAUUUCGUCGAUUUAUUGCCCGCAGAGGUUCACCCGCAGAAAUUUUCUCCGAUAAUGGAACCAAUUUCCAAGGAGCGAAAAACAUCCUCGCGGACCAGCUAAAACACAUUCAUCAGGAGUGCGCUGUGACAUUCACCAAUUCUACCACACGAUGGAAUUUCAACCCACCUGCCGCUCCUCACAUGGGUGGUUCGUGGGAACGAAUGGUUCGUUCUAUUAAAGUGGCUAUGGAGGGAAUUUCGAAACACCCGCAAAAUCCUUGCGAUGAGGUGUUGGAGACAGUAGCGCUCGAAGCGGAAGCGAUAGUCAAUUCCAGGCCUCUUACCUAUAUACCCCUAGAAACGGCUAAUUCUGAGGCACUUACACCAAACCAUUUUUUGUUGUAUGGUGAACACGGUAUCACCCAACCGAUGAGCCUGGCGGAACCGGAAGGAACAGUGCUCAGAGAUAGUUGGAAACUCUCUAGAAAUUUAGUAGACAUAUUCUGGAACAGAUGGGUUCGAGAAUAUCUACCCACUAUAACUCGAAGAACAAAAUGGUUCCAGCCGGUGAAACCUUUGGAACCAGGAGAUCUUGUGCUCGUAGUAGACGGAAAUAAACGGAACGGUUGGAUUCGAGGUCGCGUUUCUAGCGUCGUCAAAGCCCCCGAUGGACAAGUGCGAAAGGCGUAUGUGGUGACUGCCAACGGUGAAAGUUUAAAACCGGUGGUAAAGUUGGCGCUACUCGAGGUUAAGCCCGGGUCAGCAGAAAACGUUCCAGAUCCGUCGGAAAUGCACGGGUGGGGGGAUGUUCACGCGGCCCACAGUGCUUGA